This is a messenger RNA of Aureobasidium namibiae CBS 147.97, 1206 nucleotides long. Its product is annotated as LEM3/CDC50 family protein. The transcript is spliced from 4 exons. Lineage: Eukaryota; Fungi; Ascomycota; Dothideomycetes; Dothideales; Saccotheciaceae. Gene Ontology annotation, cellular component: plasma membrane; endoplasmic reticulum; Golgi apparatus. The record is from RefSeq and is a predicted model, not a curated record. The coding region runs from base 1 to 1206 and encodes 401 amino acids.
AUGGAUACGGAUUCGGUGCAUUCGCAGGAGGGCCAGACAGGGCAGGAUGGCAAGAAGGAAAAGAGCAGGAGACCACCCAACACGGCCUUCCGACAGCAGCGCUUGAAGGCCUGGCAGCCCAUCCUCACCCCCAAGACAGUGCUGCCUCUCUUCUUCGCCGUCGGAGUCAUCUUUGCCCCGCUAGGAGGACUAUUGCUCUGGGCGAGCUCGCAGGUCCAAGAGCUGUCGAUAGAGUACCAGCGCUGCACACGCGAUGCCACCGACACCUUCAGCACCAUUCCCUCGGACCUUGUUUCGAGCCAUUUCAAGAACGCCACCACUCCCUCGCAGGCUCCCCAAUGGCGCACCUACAACCAGACUAUCCCAUACCACAACGGCGCCGUCGAGAUUGACACUCCCGUGUGUCAGCUGCGUUUCUGGAUCCCCGACGACCUGCCCGCCCCCGUCCUCCUCUACUACCAACUCACAAACUUCUACCAGAACCACCGCCGCUACGUCAAGUCGCUCAGUUCCGACCAGCUCAAGGGCAACUUUGUUGACAACAGCACCAUCGACGGCAGCGACUGCGACCCUCUCCAACUUGACGCUUCAGGCAAGGCCUACUAUCCUUGCGGUCUGAUCGCAAAUUCGCUCUUCAACGACAGCUUUGUGACCCCACGCCUGCUGAACGGCCGUGACGAUGCCGACCCUGUCAACUAUACCAUGACCAACAAGGGCAUCGCAUGGGCAAGCGACGGCGAUCUGUACAAGAAGACUGUCUAUACCGUCGAUCAGGUGAGCCCUCCACCGAACUGGCGUGUCAUGUAUCCCGAAUACAGCAAUGACAUCCCUAUUCCGAACAUCCAUGACUGGGAGGAGUUCCAUGUGUGGAUGCGCACUGCCGGCCUGCCUGCCUUCAGCAAACUGGCUCUGCGUAACGACACCGCGACCAUGCGUAGUGGUCAAUACCAGAUGGAGAUUUAUGAUUACUUCCCCGUCACCAUUUAUGGUGGCACAAAAUCCAUCCUCCUAAGUACCCGCACCAUCAUGGGUGGUCGCAAUCCUUUCCUCGGCAUUGCAUACAUUGUCGUCGCUGGCGUCUGCAUUGUACUGGGCGCUCUGUUCACUGCAACCCACCUGAUCAGGCCUAGAAAACUCGGUGACCAUACUUACCUGAGCUGGAACAACGAGCAGCCCAGUACCGGUGUCACUACUGGCAGGGCCUGA